AUGUUAGCAGUCAAUCUUUUUCUGCCAGUUUUCUUGGGAAAUUACUCCAGUUUACAUCCGAUCUUUAACAUCACCUAUCACUUCAAGGAUUUGGCUAUAUUUUCAACAUUUGACACAAAAUGCCAGGAAACAACAGAAUAUAUUCUUUCCAAGAUAGAGCAACAGGAGCACACUGCAGCAAUGGUUUUCACCAAGAACUCAUCAGUCAUCUUCAGACAGACGUUAUCGUUACCAUUUUUACUUCUUGCAGUUCUCCCUGUUGAUAUUUUCAAAACUCUUAACAUCCUGGAAGGAUCCUUAGAAAGAUUUCAGGACAUCAAAAUUAUAUUCGUUUUUGUUGAAGUGUGGGGAAAUCCAAGUGAUAGACUGAAUGAUUUGUUUUCUUGGUGCUGGAAAACGGGGGCUUUCAGUGUGGCUGCAAUGUUUUUGGAGUCAUCAGGAAAAAUAUAUAGUGUCAACCCUUUCCCGAAUCCAGAGAUUGUUUCGGUCUCACCAUCAAUGAUUGGCGAUCUACUUUUUGUUGACAAGACAAAAGAUUAUAAAGGAGCAGUUUUGAGAAGAGCCCUAGUUAAUGAUUUUCCUCGCUCGUAUACCUACACCAACGAUGAAGGGAAAGUAGUAAUUGUUGGAUACAACCCAACAUUCGUCAGUGAGUUUAUUCAUCAUAUGAAUGCAACAAUGGUUGACAUUUUGAAUAAAGAUGGUAGUCUGAUGAAUAUAUUUGAAGCUGAGAAUUCCAUAUCUGAAGGAAGGGCUGACAUAGCAACGUUAAUACGCAAUAGUAUUUGCCGAGACAAUAUUAUGUUCAGCUUACCAAUUAUGCGUUCACUAUACUCAUUUCUUGUCCCUUUCAGCAAAAGCGUUCCACCUUCUGCUUAUAUUACAUUACCAUUCCACCUGGACGUUUGGGUGCUUGUGCUAAUUAUUAUUAUAUUCAUAUCAUCUGCUGAGUAUCUGCAUAAUCGGAUCCUUCAAAGUUCAAACGAUUUCGUGAGGGUAUUGUACAACACGAUGUUGGGAAUAGCUUCUCAAUCGAUUCCACAGGAUUCGUUCACUUCUUGGCGAUAUAGAUAUAUUCGAAUACAACUCAUCACAGUCGGAUUCAUUUUGACAAACUUAUACUUGGCACAUUUGUCUAGUUUUAUGACAACUCAGGUGUAUGAACCUCAACUAAAAUCCUAUAAGGACAUAAGGGAUCGAGGUCAGAAACUAUUAGCGGUGAAUUACCACUUUCAGUACUAUGAACAGCGGAACCUUACUCCAGAUUAUCAUCAUGAGAUUGUCAUAAUUAUAAACAGUGAAACCUACUUGGAUAUCAUCUUCACCAUGAAUGGAACUUAUGGGUUUGGAUUACCAGAGGAGGAAAAGGAGCUCAUUGAACUUUAUCAACACAAUUUAAAGCGACCAGUUUUCUAUGAUCCUUUAUUGUAUUUUCCUGUACCGAUCGCUGGAACACUAGUUCGAAAGAAUUCCACAUUUCUGAUACAUCUGAAUAAUUACAUACUGAAUUUAUGGGCUUCAGGCCUUUUAAAUUAUUGGAAAAAGGUAAACAGUUUGGAAACGAUCCGUUUGAAAUUCAAGACGAAGGUUGAAGUUACGGAAAGAACCGAGAAACUUAGCUUGAAACAUAUCGAGUUCAUUUCGAAAUUUCUUUGUUUUGGACUGACACUUGCUACUCUAUGCUUUCUAAUGGAAUUGCUGGUUGUAUAUAUGAAAAGGCAACUUAGAUGUAACUUAACUGAAUCGGAAUAA
This is a messenger RNA of Hermetia illucens (black soldier fly), 1752 nucleotides long. RefSeq lists its product as uncharacterized. Bases 1 to 1752 code for a protein of 583 amino acids. The record is from RefSeq and is a predicted model, not a curated record. NCBI's taxonomy places the organism in Eukaryota, Metazoa, Arthropoda, Insecta, Diptera, Stratiomyidae. The transcript has a single exon.